GGGGCUGGAGGACCGAGGGCGCGUUGUGAUUGGCAGGCAUCGUGCUGGUGGCCAUCAACCCCUACGAGGAGCUGCCCAUCUACGGGGACGACGUCAUCUGGGCCUACAGCGGCCACAGCCGGGGGGACAUGGACCCCCACAUCUAUGGGGUGGCCGAAGAGGCCUAUAGGAGGAUGGCCAGGGAAGGCCGCGAUCAGUCGCUGGUGGUGAGCGGCGAAUCCGGGGCGGGCAAAACCGUGUCGGCCAAAUUCGCCAUGAGGUUCUUCGCCACCGUCGGAGGGGGCGGCUGUGGGGAGGUGGAGAGCAGGGUGCUGGCGGCCGGGCCUGUGCUCGAGGCUCUGGGCAACGCCAAGACGACGCGCAACGACAACAGCAGCCGCUUUGGGAAAUACGUGGAGCUGAGCUUCGACCGGCGGCAGCGGCUGCAGGGCGCCCGCAUCACCACCUUCCUGCUGGAGAAGAGCAGGGUGGUGCUGCAGGCCGAGAAGGAGCGCAACUACCACAUCUUCUACCAGCUCUGCGCCUGCGCCCACCGCCCCCAAUUCCAAAGCCUGGCCUUGGAAGGUUCCGAGGGCUUCUUCUACACCUCCCAAGGAGGGGAGGCCGCCAUCGACGGCGUGGACGACGCCAAGGAGAUGGAAAAGACCCAGAAUGCCUUGGGCAUGUUGGGAGUUCCGGAAGCUCAGCAGGCCGCCAUUUUCCGCCUCCUGGCCGCCAUCUUGCAUCUGGGCAACGUGGAAGUGAAGGCCGAACGGGACGGCGACGCCAGCAGCGUUUCGGACGACGACCCCCACCUGUCCCACUUCUGCACCCUGCUGACCCUCGACCCCCCCCCCGUCGCCCAUUGGCUCUGCCACCGUCGCCUGCGGGCCGCCGCCGAGAGCUGCGUCACCAACAUGGCCGCCGCGCAGGGCCUGGCGGCUCGAGACGCUCUGGCCAAGUUCCUCUACGCUCGCCUCUUCCUCUGGGUGUUGGAGAUCCUCAACGGGGCCCUGAGGGACGCCCAGGAGCGGCAGCGCUUCAUCGGGGUGCUGGAUGUCUAUGGCUUCGAGACCUUCGCCACCAACAGCUUUGAGCAGUUCUGCAUUAAUUACGCUAACGAGAAACUCCAGCAGCAGUUCAACGUGCAUGUAUUCAAAUUGGAGCAAGAGGAGUACAUGAAGGAAGGCAUCCCCUGGAGCUUGAUUGAGUUCUGCGAUAAUCAGCCGUGCAUUGAGUUAAUUGAGGGCAAAUUGGGCAUCCUGGAUCUGCUGGAUGAGGAGUGCAAGGUCCCGAAGGGCAGCGAUUUGGGGUGGGCCCAAAAGUUAUAUGGCCGCCAUGCCUCUUGCCCCUAUUUCCGAAAACCCCGAGCGGCCGACGGCACUUUUGUCAUCCGGCACUUCGCCGAGGAGGUUGAAUACAGCAGCCUGGGCUUCGUGGAGAAGAACCGCGACACCGUGUAUGAGGAGCUGCUGGACGUCGUCAGGGCCAGCGGGGACCCGACCGUCGCCUCCCUCUUCCGGGAUGACGAUUCGACCAAUCAGACGCAGCCUUACAAAAUCCCCGUCCGCUCUGCCCGCCCGCCAAUCAGAACGCCCGACAGGGAGAACCGCAAGACGGUGGGCCAGCAGUUCCGGGGUUCCCUGCGGCUGCUGAUGGAAACCCUCAACGCCACCACGCCGCAUUACGUGCGCUGCAUCAAACCCAACGAGCAGCGACAGCCCUUCCGGUUCGACCCCCAUCGGGCCGUGCAACAACUGAGGGCUUGUGGGGUUUUGGAGACGGUCCGCAUCAGCGCCGCAGGCUUUCCUUCCAGAUGCUCCUAUCAGGACUUCCUGACCCGUUACCGAGUCUUAAUUAAGAAGCCCGACCCCGUUAAGAAGGACCCCAAAUUAAUCUGCCAGGACCUGUUGCAGGACCUCAUUAAGGACCCGGAGCACUUCCGGUUAGGCCGCACCAAACUCUUCUUCCGGUCCUCCCAAGUCGCCUAUUUAGAGAAGCUGCGGGCAGAGCGGCUCCUGGCGGCCGCCAUUUUGAUUCAGGCCACCUACAGGGGGUGGCUUCAGCGGCGUCACUUCCGGCGGAAGCGGCUGGCGGCCGCCAUCUUGCAGCGUCACAUCCGGGGCUUUUUGGCGCGCAGUCCCUCUCACCCCUCCACUUCCCGCCUUUUCCUCCCCCCGCCGCCAUUUUGGCAGGCCCGGGGCCGAGCGCAGCGCCGUCACCAUCCAACGUCACUUCCGGGGUUUUGCGGCCCGUUUCCGGUACCGGCGCCUCCGCGCGGCCGCCAUCACGUUGCAAUGCUUUUACCGGCGGCGGGUGGCGCUGCGGCGGCUGGAGGAGCUGCGAUCCCAGCGGGGAUCGACGGGCGGCGCCGAGCGGCUGGGAGCCGGCAUGGAGCAGAAGGUGGUGCAGCUGCAGCGCAGGAUCCACCAGCAGGACAGAUCCCACAAAGCCCUGCAGGACGAGGUGGCCGGGCUGCAAAAGGAACUUUGGGGUCGGGGACGGCGCCUGCAAACCCUACAAGAGGAAAUGGGGCGCCUGCGAAAGGGGCGAGCAAGGAUGGAGAGCGGAAGGUCGUUAAGGAUGGCGCUUUGGGCUCGGCGCCCCGUUGGCCCCAUAGCGACCAACACAUGGACAGGGAGGAUCUGAUCGAGGCCUAUUAUGGGAUGGCGGAGACCAACAGGCUGUUGGAGUCGCAGCUGCAGGAGCAGCGGCUGCAGCACGAAGCCGAGCUGGAGGCCAUCAGGGAGGAGCUGCGCGUCGCCAGGGGGGACGUGGAUGAGGCUCUUCAUGGGACGACCCCACAAACGGAAGGCCGCCGGCCCUACAGAGGGAUGCUGGACUACGACCCUGCCGACGAACCGCUGCUCAUCCGCUACCUCAUCACAGAGCUUGACCCUACCAAGAUGGCCGCCGCGCUGCCCUGCCUCCCGGCCUACAUCCUGUUCAUGUGCAUCCGGCGCGCUGAUGACGUCAACGACGCGCGCCGCCUGCAGUCCCUGCUGGGAGCCGCCAUUAACGCCAUCAAGGCCGUGCUGCAGGACAGCCACGGCGUGGAGCUGCCGUCCUUCUGGCUGGCCAACUGCCUGCGCCUGCUGCACUGCCUCAAGCAAUACAGCGGGGACCCGGGCUUCAUGUGUGAGAGCAGCGCGCGGCAGCAGGAGCAGAGCCUGCGGCACUUUGACCUGUCGGAGUACAGGGAGGUGCUGGGCGCGCUGAGCGCCAACAUCUACGGACAGCUGUGCAGCACGGCGGGCAGCGACCUGCAGCCCAUGGUCGUGUCGGCCGUGCUGGAAUCCCAAACCUUAUGGGGUCCCACAGCUUGUCGGCCGUGCUGGAAUCCCAAACGUUAUGGGGUCCCACAGCUGUGGGGUCCCCGCAGCUCCCAUAGGGCCGAAGCGGAUCCUUCCUACACCCUGCAAGACCUUAUAGGGCGUCUGGAGGCGCUCUAUAGGGUGGUGAGUGAGCACGGCCUGGACCCCGAGGUGAUCCUACAGCUCUUCCGCCAGCUCUUCUAUCGCCUCAGCGCCGUCGCCCUCAAUCAUCUGCUGCUGCGCAAGGAGCUCUGCUCGUGGGCAACCGGACUGCAGCUCAGGUUCAACAUCAGCCAGCUGGAGGAGUGGCUGCACAGGCGGAAGCUGCAGCACAGCGGGGCCCUGCAGGCCCUGCAGCCUUUGAUCCAGGCCGCCCAGCUGCUGCAGCUCAACAAGAAGAGCCAGCAGGACGCCCAGGCCAUCUGCAGCCACUGCACUGCGCUCAGCUGCCAGCAGCUGGUGAAGCUGCUCAGCCUCUACACCCCGCUGGACGACUUUGAGGAGCGCGUCAGCGUCGCCUUCAUCCGCACCAUCCAGGCGACCCUAAAGGAUCGCGGUGACCCCGCAGAGCUGCUGCUGGACACGCGGCGCUGCUUCCCGCUGCAGAUCCCCUACAACCCGUCCUCCGUCCCGCUGGACGCCGUCCCCAUCCCGCCUGUGCUGCGCCUCCACUUCCUGGUCCGCGUCUGAGCCCAAAGGCCCUAUAAAAACCAGAUGGACUCUUAUGGGGUCUCAUGUGUUCCUAUGGGGUCUAUGGGGUCCUAUGGGCUCUUAUGGGGUCUCAUGUGUUCCUAUGGGGUCCUAUGGGGUCCUAUGGGGUCCUGUGGGGUCUUAUGGGGUCCUAUGGGGUCUUAUGGGGUCCCCAUCCCCCCUGCGCUGCGCCUCCACUUCCUCGUCCGCAUCUGAGCCCAAAGGCCCUAUAAAAACCCUAUGGACUCUUAUGGGGUCUCAUGUGUUUCUAUGGGGUCCUAUGGGGUCCUGUGGGGUCUUAUGGGCUCUUAUGGGCUCUUAUGGGGUCUCCUGUGUUCCUAUGGGGUCCUAUGGGCUCUUAUGGGGUCUUAUGGGGUCCUAUGGGGUCUUAUGGGGUCUCCUGUGUUCCUAUGGGGUCCCCAUCCCCCCUGCGCUGCGCCUCCACUUCCUCGUCCGCAUCUGAGCCUAAAGGCCCUAUAAAAACCCUAUGGACUCUUA
Lagopus muta (rock ptarmigan) is the source of this 4481-nucleotide messenger RNA. RefSeq names its product unconventional myosin-Vb-like. Gene Ontology annotation, cellular component: myosin complex; vesicle; actin cytoskeleton. The record is from RefSeq and is a predicted model, not a curated record. NCBI's taxonomy places the organism in Eukaryota, Metazoa, Chordata, Aves, Galliformes, Phasianidae. Gene Ontology annotation, biological process: actin filament organization; vesicle transport along actin filament. Gene Ontology annotation, molecular function: ATP binding; microfilament motor activity; actin filament binding.